This is a messenger RNA of Nycticebus coucang (slow loris), 3878 nucleotides long. RefSeq names its product probable transmembrane reductase CYB561D1. The transcript is spliced from 3 exons. The record is from RefSeq and is a predicted model, not a curated record. Bases 1213 to 1902 code for a protein of 229 amino acids. Gene Ontology annotation, molecular function: transmembrane monodehydroascorbate reductase activity. Lineage: Eukaryota; Metazoa; Chordata; Mammalia; Primates; Lorisidae.
AUGAUAGCCAGACUCCAGCUCCCAUAGCUUGCCUGCAAAAGUCUCUUAGCCUCAUUUUGUGUGUGUGUGUGUGUGUUUCUGUGUGUGUCCUUUUAAAUAGUGUGGCCAUGUCUGGGAUUUGUGUCAUUGGGGGAAGUCUUCUCUCCAGAUACCACAUAAUGAGGUAUGUGGCUCUUAAUGAGCAAGGCUCUCCAGAAUUUUGACCUCCAGAGCCUAUUCCAGUCCCAUUAGGAAGGGAAACUUGAGAGGCGGAUGGGGAGCUGCUCCUCUUGGACCCUUGCCCUCAGAGUCUGUGAGAGUUGGCUUGUGGCUCUUUUCUGGCCUUACAGUCAUCUUGGGCUUCCAUCCCUCUCUGACUUAUUGUUCCUUUUUCCCACCUCUCACCAGCAGCCUCGUUUUUCUCAACCACUUAGGGAGCUUGGGAUGUCCCUGAUUUCUACUGGACAGCCUGUGGGUUUGUUCUGGGGUAGAGGCUUUACCAGGUACACCGCCUUAGGCUGAACACCUUUUUUGGAAGCAGGAAGGGAAGAGGUGUAAUCACUUGCAGAACUUGUGGUGUGGGAUGCCCUGGUCCCUCAGGCUCACCUGGCUGUGUAGGGCUGAGCAUCUGUUGAGGAGGCGGCGGGCUGGGAAUGUCCUAGUUCUACUUAUCUCACUGGGGACAAUUACUGUGGAGAUAGAAGAUGAGACUUGCAUCUCCCUCCUUUGGGCUCAAACCUGAAUUCACCAGGUGUAGGGUGCUAUUUUUUGGCCUGUCCUCUUCUUUUAUUCUCCUUGUUUUUAGGUAGGGAUGAAUUUUGUUCCCUUAACAAGACAGGAAAUGACAGGAAAGUGAGGGGCCAGGGAAAGCUAAGGCUGCUAAAAAACAACUAGUUCAGUAUAUCCACCGUGUGAUUUGGGGUUUCACCCAAAUCAGUUGCCACAAAUGUUAUUUCCGCGGGCUGCUCGGGAUUUAGUUCCUGUAGACUCACGGAAAUGAAGGUGGGCUGGGAGUUGCCCGGUCCCUUUCCAGCCCUGUGCUCUGGUGGGAGCCUCUCUCCCUGACACACGCGCUUCCCCCCCGCCCCCCAGAGGGCGCUGUGGGCGACUCCGCCGCACUACCAGCGGCGUCCCGGGGGAGGAGCCUCUCCUGCAGCCGUCGCCGCCUCUGCAAUCUCAAACCCGGAAGACGCGUUCUCCCAGCUGGAGUGUGCGGGCCGGUCCGGCACGGCCAUGCAGCCUCUUGAGGUAGGUCUGGUUCCCACCCCAGCAAGGGAGCCGAGACUGACCCGCUGGCUGCGGAGAGGCAGUGGGAUCUUGGCACACCUGGUAGCUUUGGGCUUCACCAUCUUUCUGACUGUGCUGUCCCGACCGGGAACCAGUCUUUUCUCCUGGCACCCUGUAUUCAUGGCCUUGGCGUUCUGCCUCUGCAUGGCUGAGGCCAUCCUACUCUUCUCGCCUGAGCACUCCCCGUUCUUCUUCUGUUCCCGAAAAGCUCGGAUCCGGCUCCACUGGGCAGGGCAGACUUUAGCCAUCCUCUGUGCAGCCCUGGGCCUAGGCUUCAUCAUCUCCAGUAGGACCCGCAGUGAGCUACCCCAUCUGGUGUCCUGGCACAGCUGGGUGGGAGCCCUGACGCUGCUGGCCACUGGUGGCCAGGCACUGUGUGGGCUCUGCCUCCUCUGUCCCCGGGCAGCCAGGGUCUCAAGGGUGGCUCGCCUCAAGCUCUACCAUCUGACCUGUGGACUGGUGGUCUACCUGAUGGCUACAGUAACCGUACUGCUGGGCAUGUACUCAGUGUGGUUUCAGGCCCAGAUCAAAGGUGCAGCCUGGUACCUGUGCCUGGCACUGCCCCUCUAUCCAGCCCUGGUGAUUAUGCACCAGAUCUCCAGCUCCUACUUGCCAAGGAAGAAAAUGGAAAUGUGAAUUCCUCCGGCUCUGAAUCUAGGUGGGACACUUGCCAUGUACAUCAAUGGUUCCUUUUUUGACCUACAAGGGACCCACUUCAGAAGUGGUUGGCUUUUUGCCCUUCUUGGGUGGGCCAGGGGCUGCAAAAUCCCAAGCUGCUAUUGUUGAGGGAUAACUCCGUGGGCCAAAGGAGAGAAAUGUACUGGGUGCAAGUGGGAGGUGAUGGAGAACUUGAUCCAGAAGCCUUCACUCAUCAAUGGGAGAUAGAAUAUUGGGUGAUGCUAUUGGUGGUAAUUUCUUGCUUGGGUUCCUCUAAGUCAGCGGUUCUCAACCUGUGGAGCAUGACCCCCAGGAAUUGUAUUAAAGGGCCGCAGUAUUAGGAAGGUUGAGAAUCACUGCUCUAAGUUAUGAAUGGUAGCCAUGAAUAUUUUGGUCACUCUUGAGAAAGCAGUGUGAUACAGUAUAGAGAGCCCAUGGGUUUUAUGUAUGGGUUAAGCUCUGUUGUGUGAUCCUAGGUAAGUUCAAUAUCUCUCACUUUCCUCAUCUAUGAAAUGUUUCUAAACAAUCUCUAAAUCCCAUGUCUAAUAUUCAGUGUCUAUCAGGUGAUAACAGAACACCCUUGCAGCUCUGGACUGUUGGGCCCACUUAGCAGACUCAGAAUGUAAUUCUUACCUUCAUUCUCCUUUUGUUUCUCUGUAGGAACAGGUCUGUCCUCAGGGCCCUUCAGAAAUCUGAGCUGGUUUGGUCCUGGACUAGGGCACAAGGGGUGAGAAAGGACUGUGAAAGGAAGGGACCCAGGUGAGGGACUUCGGGGCUCAAAAAAGUAAAGGCACUAAAGUCACUUUAAAGCAUUUAGAAAAGCAGGAGAACACUGGCUUUAAAAAGCCUGUGGCUCUUGGCUGGGCUGUUUAGCUCAGUGAGGAACUUCCUCUGCCUCAGGAUAUAGGCUUGAGGGCUGCAGAACCUGGGUGUGCUUUGUCCCCUGACGUCCAUUCUUGGGGCAUCUCAUGCUUUGCCUUUCUUGGGGCUCAGGUUCUUGCCUUAGCACAUACAUGGGUCACUGCAAAAGUUUUGAGACAGACUUCAUUAUCGUCCAUUAUUUCACUUCCAAGAAACAUAGUCAACACUGUCCUUUCUGAUUCACCUGUGCAAGUUGCAACUUGCUCUGUUCAUCACUGUUGCUGGGAGGGCUGCAUUUGUUUCCACCCAUAUUGAUUUAGCGUUUGACUUUUGUGUCAUGCAAAACUUCUUCAUAACUCCCGGAGCUUCGUGGAGCUAUUUCAAAGCUUUUAAUAAAGGCCAAGGAAAUGGGGUGGGUCUCUUUUAAUCCAAGGAAAACAAAGUUUCCCCUUAUUUUCUAAGCUUCCUUAAGCUGUUGUCUUUUGCAAGCCCAUUGGCCCAAGAGGGAGCCAAGUUUGGCAUCAGCUGGCAAACGAGGGCUGGGCUCUCUUCUCUGCAGAGACCCCCCUCCUUGUUACAGCUAAAAGUAGUUCCCCAGACUGCCCUUGGUGGGGAGGGCUGGAUGCCAAACUGGAUAGCUGUGGUCUGGCUCAGUUGGGAAAUAGGACCUCCAUAGACAUGGCAAGGACUGAAGACAGCUAAGCCAGGAAAGCUGCUGGCAAGACAGGUAGAUACAGCUCACAGGGAACUAUGGGAGACCUGGGUUGUAGGUCUCCCAGAGUUUGGAUGGAAACAAAUGCAGGUGUAGGGGCUGGAGCUUCCAGUUCCUUGGAGCAUGGGAAGGCGUUUCUAGAUGUCAGUAUUUGGGAUGUCCUAAGUCUUCCGAAGAUUCAGGUCCUCCUCUCUGGGUAGCUCAGAAGUAAGAUUAGUGUGAUUCAGUAAUUUAGGAAUGGGGACCACAAGGAAGGACAGAAGUGUCCUCUCAGUGUACCCCACUGUGCUCCUCCUAGGUAAGACUGCAUCUCCCAAGAGCUUUCUAGACAAGGGGGCAUCUAAAAGAGGCCUCUGUUGUGCAGAGGGCUGAUUGCUCCUGU